GGGAGGACGACAGACAUUGAAAAAACGCGAUCCAGUUGCGCAAGACGUCCAAUUGGUGCAUCAGAGGCAGUUUGAAUUCCAUUCAGUCGACUGAACUCCUCCAUACCUUUAAUAGUCUUUCAAUCGUCGAUCGGAUACUCUCUUUUCAUCUUUUUUCUCUGGUUUUUUAAACUUUCUCGAUUCAAAUUAUCCCAUACAGCAGCCAUGGCCUCCGACAGACCUGACAAGAAGGAGAAGAAGGAGAAGAAGGAGAAGAAGGAGAAGCGCAGCGAAGAGGCUGGCGUGACCAAAUCCAAGAAGGAGAAGAAGGAAAAGAAGGAGAAGAAGGACAAGCUCGCUUCUGCUCUGGACGAGAAGCUCCAGCAAGAUGUCGCUGCGCAGAGCGCCGUCAAGGCCUCUGACGAGGGCUCAGAUAUGGAGGAGGACAAGACCCCUGAGGUGACCCUUGAGAGAAAGGUUGUGCCGUUUGCGGUUCCUCUGGCCGAUGAGAAGGGCCAGAAGAAGAUUUGCAAGACGAUCCGAAAAGCCGCCAAGAAUGGUACCCUCAAGCGUGGUGUCAAGGAAGUCGUCAAGACCCUGCGAAAGUCCCCCGCCACCGCCCCCGGCUACACCUCAUUCCCCGGAGUCGUCAUCAUUGCCGGUGACAUUUCUCCCAUGGACGUCAUCUCACACCUGCCCGUGCUGUGCGAGGACCACAACGUGCCCUUCAUCUUCGUCACAUCGCGCGCUGAGCUGGGUGCCGCCGCCAAGACCAAGCGACCCACCAGCGUGGUCAUGAUCAUGGAGAAGGCCGAGGGGAAGAAGAAGCCCGCCAAGGAGGCCGACAAGGAUGAUGAUGAGGACAGCAGCGAGUCUUACAGCGAGACCUACGCUUCGCUUGUCAAGCUUGUGCAAAAGGAGGGCGGCAAGCAGGCGUUCUGGACAAAGGGUGAAUCAAAGGCGUAAAAAAAGAAACAAUGGUAGAGUGAGGGUGCGGUAUUUGUGAAGAGACUUAUGCUGGGAGAAUGAUGUUGGUGCGAAGCACUUAAUCUGGGUGUACAUUAACCAUACCAGAGGGAUUGUCUUGCAGCAAGACUUUUGUUGGGGCAACGGCGGCGUUCAGGUAUAUAAAGUACUGCAUUGAUCAAUGGAACAAGUUU
Trichoderma harzianum CBS 226.95 is the source of this 1139-nucleotide messenger RNA. RefSeq lists its product as hypothetical. The record is from RefSeq and is a predicted model, not a curated record. Gene Ontology annotation, cellular component: ribonucleoprotein complex. Bases 205 to 945 code for a protein of 246 amino acids. Gene Ontology annotation, biological process: ribosome biogenesis. NCBI's taxonomy places the organism in Eukaryota, Fungi, Ascomycota, Sordariomycetes, Hypocreales, Hypocreaceae. The transcript is spliced from 2 exons.